ACCUAUCACAUCCAACGGCCCAUAUUUCCUCUUACCACUACCUCACCUUGUCCCAUUAGAAAUAAAUAAAUCACCCUGACUUUGAGUGCCACAAACCCGGACACUCACUCACACCCACAUUUUUAGAGAGAGAAACCCCCUCCCCCCAUAGAGCCGAGAGAGAAAGAUGAUGAAGUCUUUUGAUUCUCCUCUUGAAGCUCUGGCCUUCAACUAUGUCAGCUUUGGCUUCUUAACGGUAGUCAAUAACAUAUGGACGUGGAUCGCCGUUAUCACGGCUGCCGUCAGUUUUUGGAGGAUCAAAGCUUCCGGUUCAUCCAUAUCUGACCCACCUUGCCCCAACCCAGAUGUGGGUCCACCCAAGGCGGCGUCACCUCUGCCUCCCACGGCGGCUGAGCCAUCCCCAGCUCCGGCUCCUUUGACUACAAUGACUCCGUGGGUUCGUCACGUGGAGAGUGAUGGAGCGACCAGAGGGAACAAGUUCACGUUGUACUACGAGGAGGAACAAUGUGAACGUGGUGAUGAAGGGGUGACGUUGACCAGAGAGUAUGAUGACGGCAGUGAUGGGGUGGUGAAGGGUGGAGGAGGAGCGUGGUGUGACGACGGUUGGGAGGGAAUGUUGAGGAUGAGAAUGGGGGAUAUGGGGUUGUACCGUUUGCAGGACCUGACGGUGCUUGACGGUAACGUUGUUAGGUUAUGGGAUGGUUGUAGACGGAAACAGUGCCGUCUCUGGUAGUUUUAUGUUUUGUUGGAGCUGGUAGUCUUAAUUAAAUGUAGGAUUUUAAGGUUAUGAAUUGUAUAUAUGAUUGUGUGUAAUCACUGGGGAAAUUAAUGAUAUAUUCAUACCAAGCUAUUUUCUA
Molecule: messenger RNA, 857 nt
Organism: Cornus florida
Lineage: Eukaryota; Viridiplantae; Streptophyta; Magnoliopsida; Cornales; Cornaceae
Exons: 1
Coding region: 167-733 (188 amino acids)
Source: RefSeq, a predicted model, not a curated record